GGCGCGCCGCCGCCUCCCGGCCACCUCCUCCUCCUCGCAGGCAGGGGAAGGGGCGGGGCCCGACGUGACGUCAUGCAGGAAGCCCGCCCUGGUUGGAAGGAAUUUAGAAGAGAGGGGGGCGAGAAGGAGGCGGAGUCUAGUUUCCUUGGUGACGGGUUGCCCGGCGGUCGCCUGGUAACCGGUGGCGGCGGUCCGGGCUGCUGGGGCGCGGGCGGCAGAGGCCGCGGAGGUCUGAGGGCCGCGGCCCAGGCCGGGCUCUUUCUGUCUGUUGUGCGAUGGCGGCCGCCGCGGCGGUGGUCCCGCCGUCGGGUUUGGAGGAUGGGGUGUCCCGGUCCCGCGGCGAAGGGGCGGGGGAGGUGGUCGUGGAGCGGGGGCCCGGCGCGGCCUACCACAUGUUCGUGGUGAUGGAGGACCUGGUGGAGAAGCUGAAGCUGCUCCGCUAUGAGGAGGAGCUCCUCCGGAAGAGCAACCUGAAGCCCCCGUCCAGACACUAUUUUGCAUUGCCUACCAACCCUGGUGAACAGUUCUACAUGUUUUGCACUCUUGCUGCUUGGCUGAUUAACAAAGCAGGACAUCCCUUUGAGCAGCCUCAAGAGUAUGAUGACCCUAAUGCAACAAUAUCUAAUGUAUUAUCUGAGCUUCGAUCAUUUGGGAGAACUGCAGAUUUUCCUCCUUCAAAAUUAAAGUCAGGUUAUGGAGAGCAUGUGUGCUAUGUUCUUGACUGUUUAGCUGAAGAAGCGUUAAAAUAUAGUGGUUUCACCUGGAAAAGACCAACAUACCCAAUGGAAGAAUUAGAAGAAGAAACUGUUCCAGAAGAUGAUGCAGAAUUAACGUUAAAUAAAGUGGACGAAGAAUUUGUGGAGGAGGAGACAGACAAUGAAGAAAACUUUAUUGAUCUCAAUGUUUUAAAGGCCCAGACCUAUCGCUUGUAUAUGAACGAGUCUGCCAAACAAGAAGAUAUUUUGGAAUCCACAACAGAUGCUGCGGAAUGGAGUCUAGAAGUGGAACGUGUACUACCACAACUGAAAGUCACGAUUAGGACUGACAAUAAGGAUUGGAGAAUCCAUGUUGACCAAAUGCACCAGCACAAAAGUGGAAUUGAGUCUGCUCUAAAGGAGACCAAGGGAUUUUUGGACAAACUCCAUAAUGAAAUUAGUAGGACCUUGGAAAAGAUUGGCAGCCGAGAAAAGUACAUCAACAAUCAGCUUGAGCACUUGGUUCAAGAAUAUCGCGCAGCCCAAGCCCAGCUGAGUGAGGCAAGGGAGCGAUACCAGCAGGGAAAUGGCGGCGUGACUGAAAGGACCAGACUCCUGUCUGAGGUUACAGAAGAACUAGAAAAGGUAAAACAAGAGAUGGAAGAAAAAGGCAGCAGUAUGACUGAUGGUGCUCCUUUGGUGAAGAUUAAACAGAGCUUAACAAAGCUGAAGCAAGAAACCGUUCAGAUGGACAUUCGAAUCGGUGUCGUGGAACACACAUUACUCCAGUCAAAACUGAAGGAGAAGUCCAACAUGACCAGGGACAUGCAUGCCACAGUCAUUCCAGAAUCCACAAUAGGCUCCUAUUAAAACAUACUGGUUUUCAUGCUUCUGGUUAGUGGGUUUUUUAUAUCAAAUUAUAUUUCAUGUUGCAUAGAUUUCAACACAGUUAUACCUUUUAAAGCAUGGUCAGUGGGUACUUUUUGCAUAUGUACACACACACAUUGUAUCAUGGUGAUUAUGGAUGGUUAAAGCCUUUAAAUUGAAUAUAAUAUUUAAUAAAGUAAUUAAAAAUUCUCGCUUUCA
Molecule: messenger RNA, 1781 nt
Organism: Ceratotherium simum simum (southern white rhinoceros)
Lineage: Eukaryota; Metazoa; Chordata; Mammalia; Perissodactyla; Rhinocerotidae
Gene: IFT57
Product: intraflagellar transport 57
Biological process (GO): non-motile cilium assembly; intraciliary transport
Cellular component (GO): Golgi apparatus; cilium; microtubule organizing center
Source: RefSeq, a predicted model, not a curated record